Messenger RNA from Talaromyces amestolkiae, 1566 nucleotides. RefSeq lists its product as uncharacterized. The record is from RefSeq and is a predicted model, not a curated record. NCBI's taxonomy places the organism in Eukaryota, Fungi, Ascomycota, Eurotiomycetes, Eurotiales, Trichocomaceae. Gene Ontology annotation, molecular function: manganese ion binding; metalloaminopeptidase activity. Bases 1 to 1566 code for a protein of 521 amino acids. The transcript is spliced from 2 exons.
AUGAGCCCCUCUCAAGCACUGCGCGCUGCUCCCCUGAAAGGCACCGAUACGCUCGACAUUCAGCGCUUCCACAUUAGCCUCUCUGUUGGAUCCAACGUCAACAAAUACCCAGGCAAGCAAGCUACACCCGGCUCUGAAUACAUUCUCUUGCUAACUUCUUGCGAUCAAACAGCAAAACAGCAUGCCCGCAAGGUGGCUUCCAAGCUCGGUGUCCGUCGAGGUCUUAUCUUCUUGGUUGGAAUGCCCACGGUAUUCCUCGAUGAUUCAGAUCAAGCGGUACCAUUUCGCCAGCGACGAUACUUUUAUUACUUGAGCGGUGCGAACGAGCCGGAUUGUUACCUUACCUACGAUAUUGCGAAAGAUCAUCUUACCUUAUAUGUACCGGAUUUCGAUUUGCGACAGACAGUGUGGAUGGGUCCUACCAUAUCAAUUGGGGAGGCUUUAGACAGAUAUGACAUUGAUAAUGCCCGGUACGCAGGGUCUCUACAUAUCGAUAUCAAAAAUUGGCUCCGUUCGCGCAACGACGACUCUCAAAUUAUUAUCCUUCAUCCCGAUCAUCGACCACCCGCCGAAUACGAACAAGACAUACUCGACACAGAGAGCCUGAUCCCCGCCAUGAAUGCGGCUCGUGGAGUCAAGGACUCGUACGAAAUCGAGAUGAUACGAAAAGCAAAUGUUGUUUCUGGAUUGGCGCAUACGGCUGUUUUGGAGAAAAUCGGACAGAUGACUAACGAAUCCGAUAUCGCCGGUCUCUUUCUAGAGACGUGUAUGACUCAUGGGGCGGCGGAACAAGCAUACGGCAUUAUUGCUGCUUCGGGCGAAAACGGAGCGACGCUACAUUACAUGAAGAACAAUGAGGAUUUUGGUGAUCGGUUCUCGAUUUGUCUGGAUGCUGGUGCUGAGUAUGAGUGUUAUGCGUCGGAUGUCACGCGCACAUUCCCUAUAAGUAGUACGGGCGAAUGGCCGACCACAGACGCGCGGGAUCUCUAUUCUGCUGUCGAGAGGAUGCAAGAAGAAUGUAUCAGCAUGAUCAAGCCUGGAGUCCGCUUCCGUGAUGUGCACAUCCAUGCCAGCGUUGUUGCUGUCGAGGAGCUAUGGAAGCUUGGUGUGUUCAAAAGGCGCCAUUCUGUUGAUGAGAUUGUAGCUUCUGGGGCUGUUUCUAUCUUUUUCCCACAUGGGCUAGGUCACCAUGUCGGAUUAGAAGUCCAUGACGUCUCUGAGCAAUCUGUGAUGGCAACUACGAAUGAGGUGUCACCGAGAACACGGGCUGGAGGGUUCCUGAUGCAGCCCGCCAGUAUGAUGUCGGCAGCACUUUUAGAGCCAAACAUGGUCGUGACUGUCGAGCCUGGAAUCUACUUCAACCGCCUAGCGCUGAAGAAUGCGGAAACAUCACCCAUUGCCCAUUUCAUCGACUUUGAUGUCGUCGAGAGAUAUAUUCCGAUUGGCGGGGKACGCAUUGAAGACGAUAUACUCGUUACCAGCGAUGGAUAUGAGAACCUUACCACAGCUCCCAAGGGCGAAGCGGCCCUAGACAUUAUCCGGAAGUGCUCUCUGAAGAAACUCUAG